UCUCCCUGCCCAGCCAUGGGCCCCAACCUGCUCCUGUUGCUGUUCCUGGGACUAGCAGGCCAGGGCUCGGCUGGCAGCCUCCCUGAGGUGCUGCAGGCGCCUGUGGGGAGCUCCAUCCUGGUGCAGUGCCACUACCGACUCCAGGAUGUCAAGGCUCGAAAGGUGUGGUGCCGGUUCCUGCCAGAGGGAUGCCAGCCCUUGGUGUCGUCAGCUGUGGAACGCAGGGCCCCAGCCAGCAGCCGCGUAUUUCUCACUGACCUGGGGGGUGGCCUGCUCCAGGUGGAGAUGGUUACCCUACAGGAGGAGGAUGCCGGAGAGUACGGCUGCGUGGUAGAGGGAAUCUCAGGGCCCCAGACUGUGCACAGAAUCAGUCUGGAUGUGCUCCCUGCAGCUCCUGGCCUGAAAGAGGACGAAGAGGAGACCCAUCAGGUCAGGAGUCUGGCUGACACCUCCUCUUCAGAUCCUGUAGGCAGUGCCAGCCCUUUGGACCCCAGCCGAGAUAAGAAGAGCAGACCCUUGAUUUGGGGUGCCGUGCUCCUGCUGGGCCUGCUGGUGAUGGCGGUGGUGCUGUUUGCUGUGAUGGCCAAAAGGAAAGGGAACAGGUUUGCUGCCUGUGGACGAUUUCAGAGCAGUGGAGUCUCAGGCUCGGCCCCCUCCUCAGUGGUCCACCACAUCAGUGACUCUGGACUGGCUGUUGACGUGCCAUCGGAUGUACCAUAUGUUAGGCUCGACUCGCCACCUUCCUUUGACAAUAACACCUACACCAACCUUCCUCUUGAUUCCCUGUCAGGGAAACACCCACCCCCAGCCCCAUCCUGUUUGCCCCCUCUGCCUCCUAAGGCUGAGAUCUGCUCCAAGCCUGUGACAUACGCCACAGUCAUCUUCCCUGGAGGGGACAAGAGUGGAGGAGCCUCCUUCGAGCCAGCCCAGGAUCCACCUAAUAGCGAGAUUCCACCCAGCUAAGCUGUUCACCAUCCUGUAAACUCACAGAGA
Balaenoptera musculus (blue whale) is the source of this 993-nucleotide messenger RNA. RefSeq names its product triggering receptor expressed on myeloid cells like 1 (gene TREML1). The coding region runs from base 16 to 963 and encodes 315 amino acids. NCBI's taxonomy places the organism in Eukaryota, Metazoa, Chordata, Mammalia, Artiodactyla, Balaenopteridae. The record is from RefSeq and is a predicted model, not a curated record. The transcript is spliced from 6 exons. Gene Ontology annotation, cellular component: plasma membrane. Gene Ontology annotation, molecular function: transmembrane signaling receptor activity.